AUGGGUUCAUUACCCCCUGCUCUGCUUGCACGUCUUCAGAAGCGUGGAAUAGUUAAAGCUGCAAAUGAAGAGGUUAUUGCUGAAAGCUAUGACUCUGCGGAAGCAAAGGAGAAGAAAGCAACUGAAACUAGCUUCUCUGGCGCUCCAGGAUGUCCAAAUAAAUACAAUCAGUAUCAUCUGUGUACGGAAUACUGCUAUGACCACUGGAGAGAAGGCACCCCGGAGAACAGGCUUCCGGAAUCGUACUUGAGAAAAAGGCGACGAAUGCUCGCUAAGUUCCCUCUUCCAGAUCCCUGGGUUGAGGUGUAUGACGCGGGAAUGGCUAGGCAUUACUAUUGGAAUCAAGAUACAGAUGAGGUGUGCUGGGUUUCACCCCGUCAUCCCAUUGCAGUCAUAGGCGAAGCUGCUCCCAAACUUGCCAGAGAAAUGAAGGAGAGGAUGGAAACUGCUUCAGCCGAAGCUCAGGAGAAGAAGUCGGAAGGAAAAGCCCUUAAGUCGGCUCUUUCAAAGAAAAAGAGGCGGAAUUCUGAUGACUCAGACGGCGGAAGAGGUGAUGAUAGUGAUGAAGAUUUAUCGAAGAUUGAGGAAAUGAACGAGAGGGACAGACUAAAACGAGCGCGACGAAAGGGUAUCGAUCCCAUGGAUCCAGCAGCGUAUGGAGAUGUGCCUGUUGGAAAGUGGUCUUCUGGUCUCCAUGCGCAUGAUAGAACCGGUGCCGAUGUAACGGCGGGUGGCCCGCUCUUCCAACAAAGGCCUUAUCCAGCUCCUGAAAUGGCCUCGGAUGCGCUUCAGUUCGUAGUUUCACGGGUAUCUGAUACUCAUAAAACGGUCAGCGACCAUUUACGUAAAGUUGAUCCGCUCUUGCUGGUCAUUGGAGCAGUAGGAGGAACCAUCGUCUAUUUGAAGGUCAGCCGGCUUUAUAAACGAAGUGAGGAGCCUCUUGUUAAACGACUGGCGGCCUACGCCUUUUCUCAAUUUCGUCGCCUGCCAAUGGCGGGCGCUAAGAAGGAAAUACUGGAAGCUAUUCAUAAAGACGACACUGAUAGAAUAUUCUUAGCAGAAUUACCAAACAAUGGUUUGUCUGCGGACGCCGUGGUAGGACUCGCAGAAAAGUACGAUUCGUAUGGCAAGUUCGACAUUGCCGAGGGCCGAGUUUCGGGUGCCGUUUAUACCGACAGAUCUCCUGAACAUAUUGCUCUACUUACCAAGAUUUAUGGCAAAUAUGCCUAUUCAAAUCCUCUUCAUCCUGAUAUUUUUCCUGGUGCGCGGAAAAUGGAAGCAGAAACGAUCCGCAUGGUUCUCAAUCUCUACAACGCGCCACCUGAGAGUUCUGGUAGUUUAACAACUGGUGGAACUGAGUCUAUCAUAAUGGCUUGUAUAGCCUACAGGAACAGGGCUUUCAAGAUGGGUGUGGAGAAUCCUGUGAUUGUUUGCUCGGAAACCGCUCACGCUGCUUUUGAUAAGGCUGCCUUCAUUUGUGGUAUGCGCGUUCGCCAUAUUCCAGUGGAUGAAAAUAACCGUGUCAAUCUGCACAAAAUGGAAAAAGCGAUAGAUUCUGAUGUUUGCAUGCUCGUUGCUUCAGCGCCAAAUUUCCCAUCGGGAACCGUCGAUCCUGUCCCAGAUGUCGCGAAGCUGGGAAAGAAGUACAAUAUUCCGGUACAUGUUGACGCUUGUUUGGGAGGAUUCCUUAUUCCUUUUAUGGAUGAGUGUGGCUAUGAUAUUCCCGUUUUUGAUUUCCGUAAUGAAGGUGUUACAAGCAUCAGCUGUGACACUCAUAAAUAUGGAUGUACGCCAAAGGGCAGUUCGAUCAUAAUGUAUCGAUCAAAGGAAUUGCUACAUUAUCAGUACUUCUCUGUACCAGAAUGGACUGGAGGCAUCUAUGCAACGCCGACCAUUUGUGGAAGUCGCGCUGGUGCAAACUCAGCUGCAGCCUGGGCCACUCUUUUGUCGUUCGGCAAAAGGGAGUAUGUGAAGAGAUGUCACGCGAUUGUCUCUCACACGAAGAAAAUAGCUGCUGGAGUGCAGAAUAUUGCUGGACUUGAGCUUCUUAUGCACAGUCUAUAUCUCGGUACCCAUCACUGUAAAGACAGAGACAGUUCAACCCUCUCUGCCUAA
This is a messenger RNA of Cooperia oncophora, 2115 nucleotides long. Lineage: Eukaryota; Metazoa; Nematoda; Chromadorea; Rhabditida; Trichostrongylidae. The record is from the annotation of a GenBank genome assembly.